AUGACAGUAAAAGCACUUGCACAAGCGAUGGAUAUUAAUGUUGAUCAUGUCUAUGAUUGUCUUAUUCAUAUAAAAAAUGGUGAUCAAUACUCAUCUGAUAAUCAAGAAAUCGUUGAUUUUAAUGUUAUUGUCGAAGUAGUUCAUUUAUGUGGUGGAAAACAUAGACUUAUACCAUCACCUUUUGCAAAUGAGAAAAAGAAACCAGUGGCAAAUGUAGUUAAAUUUGUUCGCACGCCUAUGCCACCAAAAGAAAAAUUAAAACCGAGACCACCUGUUGUUACUAUUAUGGGUCAUGUUGAUCAUGGAAAAACCAGUCUUUUGGAUGCAUUAAGAAAUAGUAAUAUUGUAUCAAGUGAAUUUGGAGGAAUUACACAACAUAUUGGUGCUUUUAUUGUACCUGUAUCAAAAUCAACAACUGUAACAUUUAUUGAUACACCUGGUCAUUUAGCAUUUGCUGAAAUGCGUGCUCGUGGUGCUCAAGUAACAGAUAUUGUUGUCCUUGUUGUUGCUGCUGAUGAUGGUGUUAUGCCUCAAACAUUAGAAAGUAUUGCACAUGCAAAUAGAGCAAAAGUUCCUAUUGUUGUUGCAAUCAAUAAAAUUGAUAAAGCUGAUGCCAAUGUCAAACGUACGGAGACCAUGCUUGCUGAACAUGGUCUACAACUUGAAUCCAUUGGUGGUGAUAUUGUUGGUGUACCGAUUUCAGCUUUGAAAAAUAUAAAUAUUGAUAAAUUACUCGAAUCAAUCUUAGCUGUAGCUGAAUUACAACAAUUACGUGGUGAUACAAAUGGACCUGUCGAAGGUACAAUACUCGAAUCAAAACAUGAAGAAUCCAUAUCAGAAAAUAAUGAAUUCGAUAAUAAUCAACGAAAGGGAAAUCUUGCUACUAUUCUUGUUCAACGUGGUGUUUUAAAAAAAGGAACUAUUUUACUUGCUGGUCAAAGUGUUGCACGAGUUCGAGCUUUAUACAAUGAACGAGGUAUUCAAAUUGAACAUGCAACAUUAAGUAUGCCUGUUCAAGUAACUGGUUGGAAAACAUUACCAGCUGCUGGUGAAGAAGUAUUCGAAAUUGAGAGUGAAAAUUUAGCUAAUCGUAUUGCUGCUCAACGUAAAGCAGAUGAAAUAGCUCAAAAGAUGGAAAUUGAUGCAAUUGCUAUUACACAAAAACAUGAAGAACAUCUACAAAAAUAUCGUGCGGAACUUCAACGUCGUCGACAAUUAGGUAUUGUAUUUCGAAAACGUGAUAAAGGUUCUGGACAACAUAUUGAAGAUAAAGAAGAAAAAUUAAAAUAUUCUAUUCUUAUCAAAACUGAUGUUUUUGGUACAUUGGAAGCAUUAACAAAAAUUAUUAAUAUGCACAAUGAUACUCGAUGUCCACUUGAUGUAAUUGAUGCAUCAGUUGGUCCUGUUAAUGAUGAUGAUAUAGAAGCAGCUCAGCUUUUUAAUGCAACAAUUUAUGCAUUUAAUACAAAUGUAAAUCAAACAAUAGCACUUGAAGCCAGUCGAAAACAUGUUCCUAUACGAACAUUUAAUGUUAUUUAUCAUAUGUUAAAUGACAUAAAAGAUGAAUUAACAAAACGUAUACCACCAACAGAAGAAGAUGUUCAAACAGGUUCAGCAGACGUUCUACAAGUAUUUGAAAUAACAGAACGUAAUAAAAAAAUACCUGUAGCUGGUUGUCGUGUUACAGAUGGUUCAUUAGAAAAGAAACAACUAUUUAAAUUAAUACGUAAUGGUCAAGUUAUUCAUCGAGAUACUUUAUCAUCUUUAAAACAUUUACGUGAUGAUGUACAAUCAAUCAAGAAAGGUGUAGAGUGUGGUUUAUCAUUUACAAAUCAUGAUAUUAAAUUUCAAAAAGGUGAUCAAAUUAUUUGUUAUACUGUUAGACAAGUUGUACAAGAAGCAAAAUGGGAUUUUGGAUUUUAG
Molecule: messenger RNA, 1923 nt
Organism: Rotaria sp. Silwood1
Lineage: Eukaryota; Metazoa; Rotifera; Eurotatoria; Philodinida; Philodinidae
Source: the annotation of a GenBank genome assembly